Molecule: messenger RNA, 815 nt
Organism: Daktulosphaira vitifoliae (grape phylloxera)
Lineage: Eukaryota; Metazoa; Arthropoda; Insecta; Hemiptera; Phylloxeridae
Exons: 4
Coding region: 194-799 (201 amino acids)
Source: RefSeq, a predicted model, not a curated record
GAUAACAUUUUCAAUUUGAAAAUGAAGUUUGUACUUUCUUAAAACAUGUUUUGAUAGCUAAAAAUAAGUACUGAGUCCAUCUUAAUUAUUUUGUUCAUGAAAAAUUUUUUUUUUUUGUAGAUUUUUAUUUGAAACAAAUAAACUUUCGUGAAUAUUAUAUUGUUAUCGUAUUGAGGAAAAACAAGAUUCAAUAAUGAACUUCCAUAUUUUAUAUAUUGUUUUGUUUAGUAAUUUGGUGUACUCCAAGGCGAAAUCAUCAUUAUCAUCAUCGCAGUAUACACCAAUAUUUCGACCUAACUUACCGGCUGGGCCUUUUAAAAUAAAAGUUACAGCAUAUAUGCCUUGUGAUUUCAAUUAUGAUCAUCUGAUUAACUUUAAUCAUUAUUUGAGUAAAACUUCUCCAACCAGAUAUGAAAUUAUGGGCAAUCUAACAUUUUUAAUCCCUUUUGAUGAUUCAUUGACUAUGAACUUAAAUUACGCUGUAAAAGGAUCAAACGGCGGCUGGAUUAAGAACUCGCAUUUAAUAGUUAUUAAAAACGCUUGUAGUUCAUUAAAAUCGCAUUUGGGCAAUCGUUGGUUAAAUUAUACUACAGCUUUUCAUUUCAAAGAAACUGAUUGUCCUAUAUCACCAGGAGAUUAUGUAUCAUCUGGAAUUGACCAAAGCAUAUUCGAAUACAGUGAUGUACAAAAAUAUUUUUUUUAUGGGGAAUACAAAGUUACUCAAACUUUUAUUAAUUCUUCAGGCGAUAUAGUGGGUUGUAGUGAAUCUUUGCAAAAUAUUGUACGUCCUUGGGAAUGAUUAAACAAAUGUUAAA